AGAUGCUCCACCACAUAGCAGGACUCAAGGAAAACGGAGUAGGACUGACUAUGAAAAUAAUAGCGGCUCAAAGGGGGCAACUAGUCAGGCUGAGGUUUUAGAAAACUUAUCAAGUGGCAUUGGUAAAAUUGUCACAAGUUUUGAUAAAAUUUGUGGCUUAAUGGAGAAGAGAGAAUCAAGAGAGAGUGAUCUUUUGGAUGCUAUGAACGAGACCCCAGGAUUAACUGAUGAGGCUUGCUUUAUGGCUCUUGAUUUGCUUAAUACUAAAGCAAAGCAAGAUUUCUUCUUGAAGAUGACUCCUGAACAACGACAUAAUUGGAUCACCUAUAAACAAAUGCAAUAGGUGUGGGUCAAUCUCCACUAGCGACACCUAAUAAGCAAUAGGCUAUGUUCUAUUAUUAAUUUUAAGUUAUGGAGUUUGAUUUUAUUUUGUUUGAAUUGCAGCUUGUUUUGAAUGAUUUUAAACUGGUGCUUUCUCUAUUAGCAAUGUCUGAAAUGGACAUGUAUGGAGCUGAUGAAGAGGAAGAGCAGUUUUACGAGGCUGUUAAGAUAUUAUUAAUGGCAAUACAAGCAGUGAUUUAUGUGUUAUACGAACUUGUGUUCAGCAUACGUGGUGAACAUAUUAGACGUCCGCUGACUCGUCGACCAGUGACAUCAAGUGGAUACAUAUAUAUGCACAACAUAUUGGACAGAGACCCUCAAAUCUUUAGAGAUGUGUAUAGAAUGUAUCCUGACGUGUUUCGAAAAUUAUGUAGCAUCCUAAAAGCGAAAACACCUUUACGGGAUACAAGACACAUUUGUGUUGAAGAAAUGCUUGCAACCUUUUUACUAGUUGUCGGCCAAAAUAAUCGAUACAGUGAAGCUCGGCUGAUAUUUGAGCGAUCUCAUUUUGCUGUUAGCAGAAGUUUCAACAAAGUCUUGAAGGCCUUGAAUACAAUAGCACCACAGUUUAUGGCUAAACCUGAAUCCAUACCACCUAACAUAAGAGAAAGUACAAGGUUCUAUCCUUACUUUAAGGAUUGUGUCGGAGCUAUAGAUGGCACGCAUAUUCCUGCAACGGUAGUUGGACGUGAGUUCAUAUAUGUGAUUAGUGGAUGGGAGGGUUCCGCUCAUGAUUCAAAAGUGUUGAAUGAUGCGAUUUCUAGACGAAAUGGACUCAAAGUGCCACCAGGUAAAUAUUACUUAGGGGACUGCGGAUUCCCAAAUCGACGUCAGUUCCUAGCUCCAUUUCGAGGUACUCGAUAUCACCUCAAAGAUUUUGGUGGUGAAGGAAAUCAUCCUGUCAAUGCAAUUGAGUUAUUCAAUCUUCGCCAUGCUUCCUUGAGGAACGUAAUUGAGAGAAUAUUUGGAAUAUUUAAGUCGCGUUUCACAAUCUUCAAAUCAGCACCACCAUUUUUAUAUAAGACACAAGCAGAACUAGUUUUGGCUUGUGCAGGACUGCACAAUUUUCUUCGACAGGAAUGUCGUUCAGAUGAAUUUCCUCCUGAACCAGAAGACGAUCCGAUAGACAAUCACGAAGAUAAUUUUGAAUGGGAUGAUUUUCAAACCCAAGAUCAGCAAAGAGAGAAUGCUAAUGAAUGGAGAAUGAGUAUUGCUACUCAUAUGUGGACAGAUGCCCAACCAAAUGCCAACAAUGAAAACAAUGACAAUCAAGAAAGUGAAAAUGAGGGAGAAGAAUAA
Rosa chinensis is the source of this 1680-nucleotide messenger RNA. RefSeq names its product protein ALP1-like. The transcript has 5 exons. NCBI's taxonomy places the organism in Eukaryota, Viridiplantae, Streptophyta, Magnoliopsida, Rosales, Rosaceae. The record is from RefSeq and is a predicted model, not a curated record. The coding region runs from base 412 to 1680 and encodes 422 amino acids.